Molecule: messenger RNA, 859 nt
Organism: Varanus komodoensis (Komodo dragon)
Lineage: Eukaryota; Metazoa; Chordata; Lepidosauria; Squamata; Varanidae
Gene: CFAP299
Product: cilia and flagella associated protein 299
Exons: 6
Coding region: 1-711 (236 amino acids)
Source: RefSeq, a predicted model, not a curated record
AUGGCGGGCCUGGAGGGCGACGACGCCGGAGCGGUCUUGGAUCACGUCGUCACCCAGUUUAACACCUAUGAGGAUUACCUGGAUUCGCAGAUCACUACGCAGGACCUGUUUUACUUGGAGAAUGAAGAAAUGGCCCGCCAGCUGGUGGAGCUGGGCUUCCGGGGAAGUGGAGAGGUGCUGAAAAGGGAAGAUUUUGUUACGAGGAAACUCGCAGCUGAGGCUUCAAGGUUCUCAGAAAGACACCAGAAAAAAAUUCUAGCAAGUGCAGGAAAAGAGCUGAAAGACAACUUUCUGAAGGUGUUGGCAGAGAGGGAGGAAGCCAACCGAAACGGGAAAAUGUCUUCUAUAAUCUUCAUUCGGGACAGAAAUGCCCGUGGCCAGGAGGUAUCUGCAUAUAUCGACUAUGCCCACAGGUUGAAGGUGGAUGAAUUUGACGUCUAUUUCAGUGGCAAGAAGAAGCUUUUUCCCAGGCGCACUGAUCUGAGUUUCUACAACUGGGAUAGGAACAUCUGCUGCUUGAAUUCAAGUCCAAGCUACCAGGUGAUUGCAGAAAACGUUUGCGGCUUGCUCUUCAAGAACAAGGCUGACAGGAAGGUCAUCAAUGUGGACCCCAAGGCUUAUCCAGGGGACAACACGACCCGAACGCCAGUGGAAACAGACCUGUACCUGCAGUUGGUGAUCUACGACCACGUCCUCAGAAGAAAGCUUUAAGCACCGUUUCUCUCCUGGGGCAUAUACACCGGCAGGAGUGUUCAUGUGUGUGUGGUGCUGGAGUGAGGAGGCUACUCUCCAAGGACCGAAUUCAUGGAGACCCCUUUGGCUGUUUGCUCAUGAGACCCUGUAGCUACGUAUACUUACC